AAAAAAUUAAACAUAAGAUUUUGUUUUUUUUUUCUCUUUCACUCACGCUUCUCUCGGUGGGCUUUGGAACUCUCAUUGGCGAAAUCUUCUCCUAAUCUCAUCUCUUCUCUUCACUUCUCUUCUUCUGUCUCUCUUUUUGGAUCUGUCUUUUAUUAUUUUCUCAACUUUUCUUGCUUUCCAAACAGAGAAAAAUCGCGGAAAAGAAGUAAUGGUUUACGGUUUAUCUGGUAUACGGUUACCUUGUGUGCCUUCAGUGUACAGGUUCAGUCAGUCAACCUUCAAUGGCGCUCGUAGGAGUAGCAGUUUCUCUCUUUUGUUGAAGAAGGAUCAAGUUUCUCGGAAGAUCUUUGCGCAAAAGUCUUCUUAUGAUUCAGACUCCUCAUCCUUAACCGUUGCAGCAUCUGAGAAAGUGCUUACUCCUGGUGGUCAGGGUGAUGGUUCUCCAUCUUUGACUGGUCAAUUGGAAAGUCCUAGCACUAUUUCAGAUGAUCCACAGGUAACUCAUGAUGUAGAUGGUAAUGAAAUGGAAGAUGAUGGGAAGGUUGAGGUUGAAGAACAGGAAUCUGUUCCAUCUGCACUCGCAAAUAAUGAUGAAAAAGCUUGUGACGAGGCGCCAUCUGUCCCUUUACACAUGAAAAGUACUGAGAAGGGUGAAGCAAAACCAAGAUCCAUUCCCUCUCCUGGUGCAGGACAGAAAAUAUAUAAAAUAGAUCCAAUAUUGUUGGGUUUCCGUGAACAUCUUGAUUACCGGUAUGCACAAUACAAAAGAAUUCGUGAAGCAAUUGAUAAGUAUGAGGGUGGUUUGGAGGUGUUUUCUCGUGGCUAUGAGAAGCUUGGCUUCACACGCAGUGAGACAGGAAUAACUUACAGGGAGUGGGCACCAGGAGCUAAGUCAGCAGCUCUGAUUGGAGAUUUUAACAAUUGGAACGCUAAUGCAGAUAUUAUGAGUCGGAAUGAGUUUGGUGUCUGGGAGAUCUUUUUGCCUAAUAAUGCUGAUGGUUCACCACCAAUUCCCCAUGGUUCUCGUGUGAAGAUUCAUAUGGAAACUCCAUCCGGGAUUAAGGACUCCAUUCCUACUUGGAUCAAGUUCUCUGUUCAAGCACCAGGUGAAAUCCCAUACAAUGGCAUAUACUAUGAUCCGCCAGAAGAGGAAAAGCAUGUAUUCAAACACCCCCAGCCAAAGAGACCAAAAUCACUUAGAAUCUAUGAGUCACAUGUUGGAAUGAGUAGCACGGAGCCAAUAAUUAACACAUAUGCCAACUUUAGAGAUGACGUGCUUCCCCGCAUUAAAAGACUUGGAUAUAAUGCUGUUCAGAUUAUGGCUAUUCAAGAGCACUCAUAUUAUGCUAGCUUUGGGUAUCAUGUGACAAACUUCUUUGCACCAAGCAGCCGCUUUGGAAACCCUGAUGAUCUUAAGUCGCUGAUAGAUAGGGCUCAUGAGUUGGGUCUACUUGUUCUUAUGGAUAUUGUGCACAGCCAUGCAUCUAAUAACGUGUUAGAUGGAUUGAACAUGUUUGAUGGAACUGAUGGUCAUUACUUCCACUUGGGGUCAAGGGGUCACCACUGGAUGUGGGAUUCUCGCCUUUUUAACUAUGGAAGCUGGGAAGUACUAAGGUUUCUUCUUUCAAAUGCAAGAUGGUGGCUGGAAGAAUAUAAGUUUGAUGGUUUCAGAUUUGAUGGUGUGACUUCAAUGAUGUACACCCAUCAUGGGUUGGAGGUAGCAUUUACUGGAAAUUACAAUGAGUACUUCGGAUUUGCAACUGAUGUAGAUGCUGUUGUUUAUUUGAUGCUGGUUAAUGAUAUGAUUCAUGGGCUCUAUCCUGACGCUGUUACCAUUGGUGAAGAUGUCAGUGGAAUGCCUACAUUCUGCCUUCCUGUCCAAGACGGUGGUGUGGGAUUUGAUUACCGUCUGCAAAUGGCCAUUGCUGAUAAAUGGAUUGAAAUUCUUAAGAAGAGGGAUGAAGACUGGAAAAUGGGCGACAUUGUUCACACACUCACCAACAGGAGGUGGUUGGAAAAGUGUGUUGCUUAUGCUGAAAGUCAUGACCAAGCUCUAGUUGGUGACAAAACAUUAGCGUUCUGGUUGAUGGAUAAGGAUAUGUAUGAUUUUAUGGCUUUAGAUAGGCCAAGUACUCCACGUAUAGAUCGUGGGAUAGCAUUACACAAAAUGAUUAGGCUUAUUACCAUGGGACUAGGUGGAGAAGGAUAUUUGAAUUUCAUGGGAAAUGAAUUUGGACAUCCUGAGUGGAUUGAUUUUCCAAGGGGUGAACAGCAUCUUCCUAAUGGUUCUGUAAUUCCUGGGAAUAAUUACAGUUAUGAUAAAUGUCGACGUAGAUUCGAUCUUGGUGAUGCAGACUUUCUGAGGUAUCGUGGGAUGCAAGAAUUUGAUCAGGCAAUGCAGCAUCUUGAAGCGAAGUAUGGUUUCAUGACUUCUGAGCACCAAUAUAUAUCGCGGAAGAAUGAAGGAGAUAGGAUGAUUGUCUUUGAAAGAGGCAACUUAGUUUUCGUGUUCAACUUUCACUGGAAUAACAGCUAUUUUGAUUAUCGAGUGGGCUGCUUAAAGCCAGGAAAGUACAAGAUUGUAUUGGAUUCAGAUGAUCCAUUAUUCAGAGGCUUCAAUAGGCUUGACCAUAAUGCUGAGUACUUCAGCACCGAAGGAUGGUACGAUGACCGGCCUCGUUCCUUCUUAGUGUAUGCUCCAAGUAGAACAGCAGUGGUCUAUGCAUUAGUAGAAGAUGAACCAGAAGCGGUUGGCAAACCAGAACCUGUGCAGAAAAUUGGAACACUGGAAGAAGCAGAAGCUGUGGAAGAAUUGGAACCCAGGAAAGAAUCUGAACCUUUAGAAGGCUAAACUUAUCUGUAUCACAGAUACACGUUAUAUUGGAAAAGUCUGUCUUGAGCAGCUGCCCCACUGGACAAGGUAAUUUUGGCUAUAAAUUAUGGAGAAUAUAUAAUUCCUAGAUCGGGAGUUUCACCGCCCAGGAGAUGAAACGAUCAGAGACAGUGUCGAUUGUCCGUAAAAGGAUGGGCAUGCAAGCAGAAUCCGGAGCAUUAGAAGUCAAUCUUUUGAGCAAUAUAGUCAAUUUUCCCGUGGCUCGCCUGUAAAUGUUUCUGGCUGUAAGAUAAAACAAUUCUAUUUACAGCAAUGUGAGGGUACGCCUGAAUUCGUUUAA
Messenger RNA from Theobroma umbraticum, 3173 nucleotides. Its product is annotated as 1,4-alpha-glucan-branching enzyme 2-2, chloroplastic/amyloplastic-like. The record is from RefSeq and is a predicted model, not a curated record. NCBI's taxonomy places the organism in Eukaryota, Viridiplantae, Streptophyta, Magnoliopsida, Malvales, Malvaceae. Gene Ontology annotation, molecular function: hydrolase activity, hydrolyzing O-glycosyl compounds; cation binding; 1,4-alpha-glucan branching enzyme activity. Gene Ontology annotation, cellular component: cytoplasm. Gene Ontology annotation, biological process: starch metabolic process.